This is a messenger RNA of Racocetra fulgida, 724 nucleotides long. NCBI's taxonomy places the organism in Eukaryota, Fungi, Glomeromycota, Glomeromycetes, Diversisporales, Gigasporaceae. The record is from the annotation of a GenBank genome assembly.
AUGCCUUAUCCUACAAGUAUUUUAGCAAUUGAUACGACAUUGCUCACGCGGAAUGAAGCUCGCAAACUUCGAAGGCUUGAAUUGAAAAAGUAUCAAGCUUACGAAAUUAUUGCAAAAUUUGAAGGAACGUCGAUUGAUCAAUUGUUUUCAACAGAACCUACGCGAUAUUUAUGCUUGACUAAUCUUUGUUUCGGUGGAGUCGGAGGUGUUACAACAGAACAAGUAUCAGAAAUAUUUAACACCUUUGAUGGUUUGGCAGGAAUACGAUUGACCCAUGGAAAGACUCUUCACAAUAAACCAUGCGAACUUCUAAAUGGUAAAGUUCUCUUUAUAGAAUUUGUGAAUUUGACGUGUCAAAGUUUCAUGAAACAAAUCAAAGACUCGAAUGAAGUAACUAUCCCCGGACUGAUUUUAUUGGAGGAGUUCGUAUCAGUUGAAUUAGAAAAAAAUAUAUUACAAGAUAUAUAUUCAAACACCGCAUGGAUCCCUGUUCAAGAUCUGCAACAUUAUCCAAUUGGUACUGGAAUUCCACCUCAUGUAGAUAGUCAUUCUUCGUUUGGGCCAAUUGUUUUAGCAUUUAGUCUUGAAAGUCCAGUGAUUAUGGAAUUUAAGAACCUUCAAACUGGAGUCAUUGUAAAUAUAGAUUUACCAGAGAGAUCUUUAAUGAUUCUUAAAGACGAGGCACGAUAUGCUUGGAGUCAUGCUAUAAGGUUAGAAAAUUUUG